UGCUGGAGAAUAAGGAACACUUAGAUACACAAUUACAUUUUUUAUCUAUUUACACGUGCCUCGAUUUAUAUAUAACUAUAUGUACUGCGUAUGCAAGUAUGUACAUAUUUUAAAUUGUCAUGGGGUUGAAUAAGAAGAAUUAGGUUUAAAUUGCCGUGCAAUCAUAUUAUGAUGAUCUUCUAAAUCAAUACUAAAGACAUUUAAAAAAUAACUGUUUAAGGAAGAUAUGAUAAAAUACAUAAACUUGAUAGCAAUCUGCCAUUCAUUUCUCGCGAAUGUUAUUUCCAGCAGUUAACGCGUUUCAGUAUUCAGACAUUCAGGGAAUGAAACCUUAAUUGACCUUUCUAUGCUUUACAGUACGACAAUCUAUAUUCCGAUUUCUUAUUCUGAUGCAAUAAUAAGGGUUGUAAAACGGUAGGUAAUAAUAUACCUUUAAUAAAUUUUUCAUUUCAAUAUCAACUAAAAAGCAAAAACUUAAAAAAAUUAUCUCUCCGUCCGAUGUCGACGAGUGGACAAAGUUGUGUCGCAAAGUUCUCGACUUGUCGCCCAAUUUGGAAGAACUUUGCCUUGAAGUUCCCGUGCUGGCUACUUUCUCCUGGUUUCCGGUCGAAGAGAGGUUGACAGGGUUAAAGAUAUUGCGACUUGACAUACUUCCGGCCACGUCGGAAUGGGGGAAUGACGCCAUGGCGAAAAUUAUCAUGCAGGAGACCCCCAACCUGGUGACGUUUACAUCAUCAUAUUUUGGGACCGGACUGCACACCAGUAUUUUAAAGUUGUUAACCGGAAGUGACGAAUUUUGGCCGAAAUUGACAAAUAUUGGGUGUCCCCGGAAAGGGAGGAGGGAAGGGUAUUGGGGAUGGUGAAAUACGACAGAUCUUGAUUUUUUGGCACGAGUUGAGCGAAAAUGGAAGAAAAUUUAUUUUGGGAGGAUGUCAACAAACCAGUUGGAGCAGGUACAAGCUGUGCUGGAUAAGCACUGUGAAACUGUUGAGCUUAUCGAGCUGAAUCCUGUGUUAUCGCUGCGACUCGUACCAAUGGAUUUGCCGAGGAUUCCAAGUCUGAAAAAGUUGGCGAUUUGGGAGUACGAUGUGUCCGAGUAUGAGCUGUAUAGUUUGUUCAGUCAGAUUUAUAAGAUGCCGAGGGGUGUGAACAAAACGUGGCCCCGUGCAAUGACUGGUCGAGAGAGAAGUUGGACUUUUUCAACUUGUUCGACUUAUUUGGAGACAUUGAAAAAUUUAAGGAUCGAUUCCCAUCCCUGCACGCUGUAAUAUUCACUGUGCCCUCCGGUCGGUAUGAGAGUUACGUGUACAAUGCAAUCUUUCCAAAAAAGAAAAUAGCAAGUUCGCAGCAGAGUAUGUCCUAAUUUUAAGAAAGUACUAAUAUGUAAUCUGCAUUCAUGGUAUGGUUAUUAUAUGCGUGUCCAAUUAUACUAUCUAUUUACACAAAAGGUCAAAUGUGUGCACUUUAAUUUAAAUAUUACACUGUAUAAAAAAGAAGGUAUGAGUUUUUGACGUCUUCAGUUGAGCUUAAAAUAUCGAAGUAUGUAGUUUCAUAUGAAGGAAGAUUUUUUGUUUUCAUGUUUUGUUUCUUCAUUUGAUCAAUUUUAUCCUAUCUGUGAUACUUCAGAUGCAUCAUUUUAAACGCAUAUGUACACAUGUGUGUAUGUACAUAAACAUGCCUGUAUUUAUGUUUUCACAUGUACAUAAAUAAAUAUGUGGGUAUGUAGAUGUGUUUGUUU
Folsomia candida is the source of this 1738-nucleotide messenger RNA. RefSeq lists its product as uncharacterized. Lineage: Eukaryota; Metazoa; Arthropoda; Collembola; Entomobryomorpha; Isotomidae. The record is from RefSeq and is a predicted model, not a curated record. The transcript is spliced from 3 exons. The coding region runs from base 930 to 1268 and encodes 112 amino acids.